AUGCAUAAACCAUCUCUCGCUCAGCUCGUCUACAAUGCAACGUUUCCGCGACCUCGUACGAGUGAUCCGGCCUCGUUCUCCGCCCAUAUUACACGGAAUUUGGUACCUGAAGUUCGGGUUGAGACAUCGACCUUCUACGGUUCGCUAGAUUGCAUCGAAGCUCAAUAUCCGGGUCUCGACUACUCCUACGGUCCUCAUCGGAUGCGACUGGGCCGGUUUCCGUGGCAUCGCAAGCUAUUCAAGGUCUUCGACGAACUGGGCCUCACGGAAGCAGAGAUCUCCUCGUUAUGUCGAUGGGAGGGUACCAAGUCUGCGCGCGAAAGAUAUGAGAAAGAGGAAGACUGUACAGUUCGAGACACAACAGCGGAUAACGUCCGAGUCGCGACGCCGCCGCCAGUACCAUCGGUUCAAAUCCACUCCGAGGAUGUCGCAGCGCUGCACAGCACACAAGAACCAGCAACCGAGGUCUCUCAAGAGAGUGUCACACCUGACCAGAGACGGUUGACACCCUACCGAUCGGAAGGUGAUGAAGAACAAGAAGAAGAAACAAGCGACGAAGAGGUGGAGAGCUACGGAGUGGAGCUGAAUCAUCGUCUUCUAGCUGCUACAGCCGCGCGUGAACGAGGUGCCAAUGUGCCACUUGACGAGGACUGGGAACAGUGGCUGAAAGAAGCGGUGGAAAGAGGAGGCUACCCUGACAUGAUCAAUUCAAUUCGCGGCAGAUCGGACGCCCCUCCGUUCGUUGGUUCUGGCAGUGCCGCCGCCGCUGUCUCUUCUGUGUCAAGUCGGGCUGCACUCUUUCGAGCGUCUGACGAGACCAGCCCUGCUGUGACGGCGCCAGUAGCACUCUCUCUCAGAUCCAACAUGAUCAAAGCUAUCUUUUACAGCAAAUUCGACACGCAGGAGGGCCCCAAGGUCGUCCACCAAGUCCCCGAUGGCGCGAUCGUCCCCUCCGCGACCGCUCCGACGCAACACAUCCUCACCUUCGCCGACAUAUCCUUCUUCGUAAUCCCUCGUCAGGAACUAUGCGGCAACUUGCUCCAAGUAUGUACCGGCGGGUAUCGCAUUCUGGGAUACCCGAUCUGCAUGAAGUCUCCGCGGUAUGACCGGAACGAGUUCAUCUUCAACUUCUGCAUCGUCCUGGCUGAGGAGGAGGACUUCACGACGUACAAGAGCGUAGUGCAGAAAUUGGCGGAUCUGAUGCAUGGUUUGGAGGAGCAGAGCGGGUUUUUGUCGAGGGAUCAUUCGAAGAGUGGAGAGGGGAAGGUGUAUAGUUUAUGUGAGACGUUGAUGGAGGAUUUGAAUAAUUAUUGCGAGUGCAUGAUUCCAAUCGAUGAAUUGAAUACUCUGAACAUCAAACUAUUUCCUAUCUACCCAGCUCCUCCGCAUGUCAAGGCAUGGCAGGUCCCGCUGUUCACGGUCCGAUAUCAGACAUUUAUGGAUGAAAACUGGGAUCUUACCUUGCAAAGGAUCGUUCCCCAUAUCAACGGCGUCAACAGCAUACGCAUCAUUUCGAUUCUCGCAGACGCCGAAUUCUCCCUGACCUGCCGCGCCAUCCGUCACCUCCUCUACUACGGCUGUAUUCUCCUCUUGGACAUAUUCUCCUUCUCAGCCAUAUACGCUCCCACAGCUCAAUUCAGCUCAACAAUCGCCAUAGACGAGGACAUGCAGCGAGAAUGCGCACGCUACGUCAACACCCGUUUCGCCCCGUCGCCAUUUAGCCUGCAAUCACCAUCCAUGAGCACCGCCCCUGGAGCCGCCGCAUCUAGCCAUCGAAGCGACAUCCCAGCGACCUACGCCAGCGUCUAUCGCCAUGACGACGACGACGACAUCUGGCCCUCCGUCGGCGGCAGCGAUGGUCUCAGCAAAGGCAGCACAAGCAUCAACAGCAACAACAAUAGUAGCCUCCGAGAGAUCGUCGACGGCGUCGGCAUCGUCGAGCUAUACGCCAGUCUGCAACAAGGCCAGAGCGUGAAACAAUGGUACGCCCAACACAGCCAACAACUCGCCAACAUCGACGUCCGACGCUUCAUCACUUUCGGCAUCAUCAAGGGCUUCUUAUACCGUGUUCACAAAUACGCCUACGCAACAGGCCUCCCUGCACCCGCUGCACCACACAAUACCGCAACCACCACUACCCCCGCAACAGUCUCCCUCCACGGCGGAAUCAGCUCCAACGCAUCCAGCGUCCCUGCUGACUCGUUCACUGCCGCAGCGGCCUUUUCAUCAAGUAUCCAAAGCAACGAUACCACCCACAUCCACAACGAUAGUAUUCCUUCAUCACUCUCGCGAACAGGUGGUCAUCCGCGCUCCGCCUCUCCUGCGAUGUAUUCUCGAAGUAACGAGGACGAGGACGAUGAGGAUGAUAUUGAUGAUCGGACGCUAUCCAAGUAUUUGGAUGGUGUGCAUUGUUUCGAUCAGAUCUGUACGGAGUUGGAGAUCAGUGAGAAGGAAUUGAUGUCGAGGUUGAAGAGGUAUCCUGGUGAGGUGCAGAUUAUUCAUCGAUGA
Molecule: messenger RNA, 2508 nt
Organism: Paecilomyces variotii
Lineage: Eukaryota; Fungi; Ascomycota; Eurotiomycetes; Eurotiales; Thermoascaceae
Product: nitrogen permease regulator 2-domain-containing protein
Exons: 5
Coding region: 1-2508 (835 amino acids)
Biological process (GO): negative regulation of TORC1 signaling; positive regulation of autophagy
Cellular component (GO): GATOR1 complex; vacuolar membrane
Molecular function (GO): GTPase activator activity
Source: RefSeq, a predicted model, not a curated record